Thamnophis elegans (Western terrestrial garter snake) is the source of this 2040-nucleotide messenger RNA. RefSeq names its product transmembrane protein 26 (gene TMEM26). Lineage: Eukaryota; Metazoa; Chordata; Lepidosauria; Squamata; Natricidae. The transcript is spliced from 6 exons. The record is from RefSeq and is a predicted model, not a curated record. Bases 7 to 1092 code for a protein of 361 amino acids.
GAGAGGAUGGAGGCGAUGGUGCUGCUGAACGCGCUGGGCACCCGGGUCCUCUUCGCCCUGCACGCGCUGCUGGGCGUCUGGCGGGUUACGGAGGUGAAGAAGGAGCGCAAGUACUGGCUGCUGGCGCUGCUCAACCUCCUGUUGUGCCUGGAAACGGCGCUCACGCUCAAGCUCAAGCGGGGAAGGGGCUACAAAUGGUUCUCACCGCCGAUCUUUGUCUAUCUCAUCAGCAUAGUGCCCUCCUUGUGGAUUCUGGAACUUCAGCCUAAAAACCAGCUUUGCCCCAAUGAAUAUGAGCAGCUGGUGAAGAACCACAGUGAACAAGUCAGACCCAGUUACAGAAAUGAGACCACGGCAAACAACAUCAUGGAAAAGCUGCAACAGGCCCAGGAGUUUGUCAGCACGCUCUCCAAACUGUGUGAGCCCAUCUGGACGCUGAGCCUCCACCAGACCUUCCUGCUGCUCCUCAUCCUGGGCCGCUGGCUCCUUCCCAUCGGUGGGGAGAUCACCAGGGACCAGCUGUCUCAGCUGCUGCUGCUCUUCGUGGGCACCGCCGCAGACAUCCUCGAGUUCACCAGUGAAACGCUGGAAAUAGAGAACGUCCGGAACAAAGAUGCUCUGGUCUAUGCAAUCCUAGCCGUGUGGACUUGGAGCAUGUUGCAAUUUCCUCUGGAUCUGGCAGUGCAACAUCUCAACUGUGAUCGAGCAGCUUCAUCCACAAAAGUUUUUCAUCUGCUCCUCUGCAGACACAGUGCCGACCUGUGGAACAUCGGCAUCAGUUUGUUCAUCCAAGAUGGCCCUUUCCUUGUGGUGCGCCUGAUCCUGAUGGGCUACUUCCAAGUGGUGAACCAGAUGCUCGUGUUUUUUGCGGCCAAGAACAUUUUGAUCGUGAUGUUGCAGCUGUACCGCCUUGUGGUGCUGUCGCUCGACUUCCACGCCUCCCUCCAGCGCAGAGCAAAAAGCCAGAAAGGAGUCACUUCCUGUUGCCCCUGUGAGCCCAACUCCAUCAACCUCCCAUCCAAUGGCCUGCUGGACGGAGGCGACUCUACUGGCCUGGAGGAGACCUUCCCAGACUCAGCUGAGUGCUUGUGAGGGAAGGUCUCUUCUGCCCCAGGACCAGCCCUUCCCUCCGGAAGGCCUUGGCAAGCAGACUGUUUGUCCACUGGAAGACAAGGGUCCCAUCCUAGCAGCAAAGGGGAGAUAUUUGAGAUAGAACAAAAUCCAUUCUAUUGAUUGGGUAGGUUGAUUGACACGGUAUCCACAGUAUUCAUGGUAUUCAUCCAUUGUCUAUCUGAUGGGACUCAGCUGAGGUAGUUUUGUAGGUUCUUCUUCUUUUUGUUUUGUUUCAAUGUGUGACAUUUGCAGACUCCGUGAUUGUCUUCAGAGCCCUGCCAUAGCAGAAUCUUUACCUGAAAUUCAGGUCUACGUCUGGGGCAUAAUGGAGGUCCCCUUGAUUUAGUCUGAGAAUUCAACUUUGACCAAUACAGAAGUUCCAAUAAAUGGGAAGAGCAUUUUCCGGCUUCCUGUCUGUGCCAGACACAUUAUGUAUUCAGUGAAUGCAACAAUGGCUAGUUUUGCAAUUACCUUUUCCUCGUAUAGAUUGAGGGUGGUGUGGCUUGCCAUAGAAGGGUUUCAGAGUCUUGUGUCACGCUACAGUUUGUUCUAGUGAUUAAAGGCCAUUUUCUUCCUGGUUCUAUUUUAUUUCACACUAGCAUUGAGUCUGAUGUAACCUUGUCCCAGUUCACCUGUGUCUACCCCCUUUACAUUGCCUCUUUUCCACAAAGCAAUGGGCCACCUUCCACUGAUCCAGGUACGGGAUUUUCCUGGGGGAGGGAAGAAAAAUCCAGGUGGGCGUGGCCUUUCCAGGUGAGUGUGGCCUGUCUCUAAGACAACAUGGUUGGGAGAUCUACUCAGGUUCUCCCAACCAAGAUGUUGCCCUCAAGAAUAAAUCUUCAGGAAAGUUCUGAUGGAAACACAGCCAAUCCCCUCUUGAUCCUCUACCAUGCCAUGAAUUUUGUCUUUCAAUAGGGGGUCCCCAAA